UCGCCAGUCACUCGCCACAACUGAUAUGUGGCACAAUCCAUACCACUUUAAGUGUUCAGGUUUGUUGUCAAAGUCAGAUAGUUCAGUCCACAAAAUUAUACAUACAACUUCAAAAUAGAAACUCUGUUGUUACACAAAUUACAGUGCAUGCACAAUGGCAACCUCUUCUGACGUUAAACAGGGAGAACCCCGUUAUAGCAAUUUUGCAAAAUAUCAAAGCUUGAGUUGUUCUUCGGAGGAAGGUUCAUCAUCAUCUGUUGUUCAGUUACCUACCAUGUCUGUAAAAGGACCACUGUUGGGAUCAAAUGAAUUAAUAAAAUGCCUGCCAAGAAAAGAGGCCGUGAUACAAAUCUGCACCUGGAAUAUGGGUUCGCUUCCAUUUCCCAGCGAUAAUCAAUUGAAGAGGAUUUUCAAACAUGAUGGGAUUGAUAUUCAUAUCAUAGCGAUCCAGGAAAGUUGGCCGUCCCCAGAUGAAUCAGAAUUACUCUUCCAGACGUCCUUAGGACCUGGAUUCGUACUCUUUCACUCCGUUACCUUUGGAACUCUGCAUCUAUGUAUCUUUCUCAGGAGAGAGCUCGUGUGGUACACUUGUGAGCCCGUCGAUGUGAGCCACACAGUUCGUUCGGGCCGUUUAUUCAAGACGAAAGGAGCUGUGGGAAUUGGAUUUGGAUUAUUCGGGACCAACAUCCUGAUAAUAAAUGCUCAUCUGUCUGCUGGGGAGGAAAGUUCGAGGGAAAUACAGCGGAUGGAAGAAUUAAACAGAAUUCUAGUGGCACAUGAGAUCAAUAAGAAUCGCUACGACACCGUUUAUCUUGCAGGUGACCUAAAUUUCCGCAUCUCGGGUCUCGGGAGAGAGAAAAUCGUGGAGGAGUUGAAAAACAACAACCUUCAGAACAUAUUGAUGGAAGAUCAACUUAAUAAACUUUUAAUUAACUCGAGCCUUCCUGACACAUCCAGUUUGAAAGGGUUCUCCGAAGCUGCAGCCAUCACGUUUAGACCAACAUACAAGUACGACAUUGGUACAGAUAAUUUUGACUCAUCUGCAAAAAAACGUGCUCCAGCCUACACGGAUCGGAUUAUUUACAAAUGUUUUUCGGAGAAAAGUGGAUUUCCAGUGCCCAGUCAGUGCCUCAAAUAUGAAGCUGUUACUGAACUCAAGGUCUCAGACCAUCGCCCAGUAAUUGCAAUGUUCUCGAUAAAGUUGAAACCUGGAUUUGACACUCUUCCCAUCACAGGAGGUCGAUUCAAAAGAGACGUUUAUGCUAAAGCUAUGCAAAAAAGAGCCAAAUUUCUGCUGGACAAGAGAAUUUCAAAGUUGGCUUCCACAGCGUGCAACUUGUCCUAGUGCUCCUAACUAUAUACGUGCAGAUACAUACUUAAAAGAGCGAUUUAUAAUGAUGGGGAAACGAAUGGGAGGACGCUGAAGUGAAAGUGAAGCUCCCCUGUUUUGCCCCUUUCAUGCUUUUCGUUUGAUUGUUGACGAAUCCAUCGGCAAAAGACGGCCGUCGUUGUUCUUUGCGGAGUAAUGGAGGCAUGUUUCGAGUCCGAAGGAUGACUACAUAAUGUCAAUCAACAGAAUCUCAAAGGAGAAAGGUAGUAUGCAUGGUCGCACAUGACACGACACGGUGACUUGGGCGACCCACUUGACUGCCAAACGUUGGCAAUGGUUGUCUCCUCAAAGACGAGGAGAAUGCUUCUCAUCCAACUGAAAGUGGUUGAUUCCGUCCCAGUCGCUUCAAUAACUUCAAAUGACGAUUCGAUCGCAACUUGAAAGACUGGCAUACUUAUCUGUUUGGCAGAAUACAAUGUAUACUGAAGAAGAUCUUACGUGCGUACAUAUUUUUAUACUAAGCAGCUUUUUCAUGAUAUUCUUACUCUAAGGUGGUGUACAAAUAGGUAGAUAUGUUUCGAGAAUCACGAAUAAAUAACUGGAAUCAGCAUUUGUGAAAUGAUACGACACACUGUAAAGUAUGGCUAAAUAUAAAGCUGUCUCGUGUAUACCUUUCUAGUCGUUUUUAGUAGCUAAGUGGUUAAUAAAAUCAACGAGAACUUGA
Molecule: messenger RNA, 2054 nt
Organism: Folsomia candida
Lineage: Eukaryota; Metazoa; Arthropoda; Collembola; Entomobryomorpha; Isotomidae
Gene: INPP5E
Product: inositol polyphosphate 5-phosphatase E-like
Exons: 8
Coding region: 155-1345 (396 amino acids)
Biological process (GO): phosphatidylinositol dephosphorylation
Molecular function (GO): phosphatase activity
Source: RefSeq, a predicted model, not a curated record